AUGGUAUAUGAUAGUUGGAUGUUUGCACAGGAGAUUGCUUUUGGAGACGGCUGCAAGGGAUAUUGGCUGGCGUUUGUUUGUGAGCUUGGAAGAAAUAACUUGGUCACGCGGCUACAAGUGGCUUCAGGCGAGAAUGAUGAUGAGGUGGGGCUGUUAUGGAUAAGGACAGGGUGGGCCCCACAAGUUGAAGUUAUGAAUUUGUCCAAGGCCAAAUCUGAUGGUAUUAGACGGGAACUUGCAUUGGUAUUAUGUGUUUACCUGUUCGUCCUCUUAUUUUUUGUUUUGCAGGAUCCUUUGAUUAACUCCCCUUUCCAGAUCGCUGGCUUUGGGCCAAGACUUCACCCGCUGUCAUUUGGAGAAGGUGUAGAAGUUGACCCUCUGCCUCCCAAGGAGAUCAGGUACACCUCCUCGGUGAAGUACGACUCCGACCGGCACUACAUCGACAACGUGUUCCUGCAGCACUCCUUGGGCGUUGGCUCUUGCAGCCAGACCGUGGUGUGCGUCCCCGACUGCACAUGGCGCAACUACAAGACGGAGCUGAAGUUCGAGAUGCAGCGCAAGCCGCAGCGCUUCCUCAGCGCCGUCAUCGUGUACCCCAAGUACGCCAAGACUGUCUACACCACCACUGUGGAUUACAACUGCAGGAAGGCCGUGCGGCGCUUUCUAUCCAGCGUGGAACUCGAAGUGACGGACUGCAUUAAGCCAAGCUCCCCGACAUUGUGUUUCCCCUGAAUCCAAUUCUGCCCUGGACCCUCCUAUUGCUUCUGAACUCUGGCGGCUUCAGAACUGCUUCAAAACUGCAUUUCUUCCCCCCCCCCCUCCCCUCCCCCCUCCUCCCCCCUUGCAUCUUAGAAUCCUGAGGAUUUUCUUCAUCAUAAAUAGAAAAAAAAAUAGGAAUUUAUUUUAGAGAUUUUGAUGCCGUUAGUGUAUAAGGUAGGACUAGAUUGUGCGAGAAUCUAUUCGAUCUUUCUUCCAUUUAGUAUGUUGGGACUAAAGAUUGUGGGGGGAGGGGGUGGGGGGGGGGAUGGACAGUGGGUUGGAAGCAUUCUGCCCAAGGUUCGUUCUGUGGGGGAGUGCCAUUGGUGUUUAACAUGAGGUCUUGUGCGGGGGAAGAUGGGGAGGGGUGCGUUGGCAAUCCUGGCCGUGGCACCCAGCCAAAGGCAGACCCUGGGAACGCUGGAGUCCGACGGCCACGGACGGGAGCCAAAAGUUCCACCUCCAAUAAAGUCCCACUGCACGUUUGACUUUUUCGGUUCUGAACGUGAGAAGAAUUUGUCACGGUGAACAAAUACGGGGGAAAUUCUGCGUAUUGAUGAACUUGGUCAGGUGACCAUCUGCGGUGGAGGGUUUGGCCAAAUUGGAGGUUGGUAAUCCUGGGUCUUUACCUGGUGCCAAGAAGUGGGUUUUAAUGCGAGUUCUUCUGGGCUGUCUUCACAUAGAAACAUAGAAAAUAGGUGCAGGAGGAGGCCAUUCGGCCCUUCGAGCCAGCAUCGCCAUUCAUCGUGAUCAUGGCUGAUCGUCCCGAAUCAAUAACCUGUGCCUGCCUUCUCCCCAUAUCCCUUGAUUCCACUAGCCCCUAGAGCUCUAUCUAACUCUCUCUUAAAUCCAUCCAGUGACUUGGCCUCCACUGCCCUCUGUGGCAGGGAAUUCCACAAAUUCACAACGGUCUGGGUGAAAAUGUUUUUUCUCAUCUCAGUCUUAAAUGGCUUCCCCUUUAUUCCUUGAUUCCUUGAGGAGGGAGGGAGAGAGAGAGAGAGAGAGAGAGUUUAUGAUGAAACAAUAAAAAAAUGGUUACCGCAGGCAUGGGCUGCAGUCUGAUUAAAGAGUUCCACUCUAACCUUGCAAGAGGCGGGGGCAAUUUCAAAUGUCGUGGUGCCUUUUUAUCAACAUUUCCCAGUGGAAAGAUAUUUAAUUUACUGCCUUUUUAGGAUUUCGCUAUCUAUUCAUUCCUUUGGGGAGGGGGGAGAGAACACAGAGAUUAUCAGUUGUUUUAGAAGGAACUGCAGAUGCUGGAAAAUCGAGGUAGACAAAAGUGCUGGUGAAACUCAGCGGGUGCAGCAGCAUCUAUGGAGCGAAGGAAAUAGGCAACGUUUCGGGCCGAAACCCAAAGGAAAUAGGCAACGUUUCCUAUUUCCAUCACUCAUAGAUGCUGCCUCACCCGCUGAGUUUCUCCAGCACUUUUAUCCACAGAAAUUAUCCGGAUUUGUUGAUGCACAGAACCUCAUCUCUGCUGUUUCCAAUCAAAAUGAGUUCUCAACAUUAUGGAGACGGUGUAUAUGUGUGUGUGUGUGAGUGUGAUUGUGUGUGUGUGUGUAAAAAUGACUAGAGGAUUUGCUUGUCCUGAAGUGAAUGCUACAAAAAUGUAUGGGGAUGGGACAUUAGACCAAGUCUGUCCCUACCCUGUCCCAAUGUUAUCUGGCUGUUCCUCCGAAGAAGGAAACCUUGCCCAGGUUAAUGUGCCCAUCCAGCCCAUUUGUGGGUAGAUGCCAAGUGCUUAAUCUGUCACCAAAUUUCAACCUCCUGUACUUCUGUCAUGUCUUAUUGCCUUCCGAGCGUUUUGAUCCAUUUGCGUGUAAAUAUUCAAGAGUGAACCAAGACCUAUAAGACUAUGCAAUUCUGGUCGUUUUAAGAACGUCUGUUUGUUUUUGUGCAUUCGGUUGCUGAAAGCCCCUAUGUUGACGACGUAAUCCAGUGGAUGUGGACUUGUGUUCGAUUUGGGGUCUGGCUAACUUAAUUGCAGUCACAGCCCAUCCAAUGUUGGGAAGAGUGUGCGCAGUUGGCGUAGAGUAGUGUGUGUGCGUGGAAGGGAAGAGUGGGGGGUGAACAGUGUGGGGCUGGAAGAGAAAGAGAGAAAAUGCAUGUUAGAAAUCUGAAACCCUCGCUGCUGGAAAUGCUCGGCAGAUCAGGCAGCACCCGUAGGGGAGAAAAACAGAGGACAUUUAGGGUUGACCUUCGCAGAAAUGUUCCUGGUGAAAGUACUGUUUGAAAUGCAGAAUAAUUUGGUUAUCGUACAGUGGAAGGUUUGAAGGAAGUCCGAGGUUUAGAAAGAAAAAAAGGCACAAAGUGCAGCAUUGCCCCCGCCCUCUUGCUAGAGAACGUAGAUAAGUAACAUUUUGGGUCAGGGCCCUUCUUCGUUGGAUUUAGAAGACCAAAAGGGGAAGAUUUCUCACUAACUGUGUCAUUAUUAAAGCUAUUGUGUUAAAGAGGGCAUGAGAUUGUUGAUAGAGGCAAAGUACUGGAGUAACUCUGGGUCAGACAGUAUCUCUGGGGAGAAAAGGGAUGGGUCAGGGCUGUGUUUUAAACAUGUCUUGGUCUGGGUUAGACAGCUGUGGUGAUCUUGAUCUUGCAGCUUCUUUUCAAGAAGACAUUAAUAUUGGCAUGAAGUGAAAAGAGAAUUUACUGCCAGGCACAGUUUCAACAUGUAGUGCGUAUUCCACGUUUCGCAGCAAGAGCUAUGGUUGGGUUAGGGAAAGGGUCAAACGAUUUUGGUCGCAUGAAAGCACUUCUAAGCUACAGAAGAGCACUGGUGAAACUGCUUCCCAUUCUUUGGAUAUUUUUCACGGGACUAAGAAGACCAAAGGAGGAAAAGUUCUCUGACUAAGCACUUGUUUAGAAUGUGGCUCAACAAAUGUUUGCACAAAAAUCCCAAUUUAGCCCAAGCAGUUUUCAAAAAAACUAUAUAGGUCUUGUGUACAUAUGUGUAUAGCUGGCUCAAUAAAUAUGAAUUAUUUUAACGUUUGUAAUGGUGUCAUUAUUAAAGUUCAUAUGUUAAAC
Molecule: messenger RNA, 3774 nt
Organism: Leucoraja erinaceus (little skate)
Lineage: Eukaryota; Metazoa; Chordata; Chondrichthyes; Rajiformes; Rajidae
Product: refilin-B-like
Exons: 5
Coding region: 1-732 (243 amino acids)
Biological process (GO): skeletal system morphogenesis; negative regulation of bone mineralization involved in bone maturation; actin filament bundle organization
Cellular component (GO): actin filament bundle
Molecular function (GO): filamin binding
Source: RefSeq, a predicted model, not a curated record